AUGUCUAGAAAUCGUAUUACAGCAGGUCCCAAGUCAAUUGUAUGUCAAGAAACAGAACUUAAAGGCGAGAUUUCAAUAGGCUCAGGCACUGUAUUACACCCUCAAUGUCGCAUUAUUGCCGAGAGUGGACCUAUCUAUAUAGGCAAAAACAACAUUAUUGAAGAGAAUGUGGUCAUCUUUAACAAAAACUCAACUCCACUUGUGAUUGGCGAUGAUAAUGAGUUUGAGGUUGGAUGUCAUGUAGAAGGAACACGCAUCGGCAACAACAAUGUGGUAGAAGCAAGAGCACGUAUUCUAGGCAGUACAGCCAUUGGAAAUUACUGUGUGAUUGGUGCUGCCUGUGCCACAGAAAGCAACGAAACCAUUCCUGAUCUCACUGUGAUUUAUGGACUUGAAUCCAAAAGAAGAACUCAAAGUGAACCUUUACCUACACAAGCUACACUGCAUACCCGGCAUCUAGACUAUCUUCGUGAAGUCUUGCCAAAAUACAAUCAUUUGAAAAAGUUAGAAGCAUCCUAA
Molecule: messenger RNA, 519 nt
Organism: Gilbertella persicaria
Lineage: Eukaryota; Fungi; Mucoromycota; Mucoromycetes; Mucorales; Choanephoraceae
Product: trimeric LpxA-like protein
Exons: 5
Coding region: 1-519 (172 amino acids)
Biological process (GO): mitotic spindle organization
Cellular component (GO): dynactin complex
Molecular function (GO): dynein complex binding
Source: RefSeq, a predicted model, not a curated record